Messenger RNA from Bursaphelenchus okinawaensis, 875 nucleotides. NCBI's taxonomy places the organism in Eukaryota, Metazoa, Nematoda, Chromadorea, Rhabditida, Aphelenchoididae. The record is from the annotation of a GenBank genome assembly.
AUGUCGUCGGCCAACUUGACUUUUCGCUGUUCACUCAAAAUACGACCGGUUGAGAAAAGAAAGUAUGUUAUUUUAUGCAAAUUUUCAGUUCAAGAGUUUAAUUUUUAAAAAUUGAAAAUGAUUUGAAAUGGCUUUUAUUUGGCAGUUUUUCUGGAAAUUUUUAUUGUUUAUAGGCUUAGGUUUUAAUUGUUUUUAUGUUAGUAGGCUUAUGGUUUUUUGUUUUUUUUAAUGUUAUUAGGCUUAGGUUUUUAUGGUUUUAUUUGUUUGUAGGCUUAAUUUUUUUUUGAUUUUAUUUAUUUUUAGGUUUAAAUUUUUAAUAUUUUUGUUAUUAGGCUUAAAUUUUUAUUGUUUUUUUUGUUUUAGGCUUAGGUUUUUGAAAUUUUGUGUUACUAGGCUUAAGCUUUAUUAAUUUUUGUAUUGUUAGGCUUAGUUUUUUUCAUUUUUUGUGUUAGGCUUAGCAGUUUUCAUUUUUUUGUUGUUAGGCUUAAAUAUUUUUAUAAUGUUUAUAAAAGUCAUUAGGCUUAUAUAUAGUAAUAGUUUUUUUAGGCUUAAACUUUAUUUUUAAGCUUAUUUGAUGCUUAGAUAAUUUUAAAUUAUUUUUAGGCUUAGCUUAAACUUGACUGUAGAAAAUGUUAAUCUUUAGGCUUAACUUUAGCCUAAGGGUUCAAAUUUAUUACCUAAUUUUAAGCAUUUCCAGACCAAAUUUUUGGACCAUGUACAUGUUGAUCAGCUACAGUUUUGUGACGAUUCUGACCGUGAGCUACUGGGCCGUGGGAUGCGGCGGAAAGAAGGCACCACCUCCAGACGCCGCAACUCCACCAGCCGGUGGUGCACCACCUGCCGGCGCACCUGCUGGCGAUGCUCCGCCAGCUUAA